Molecule: messenger RNA, 366 nt
Organism: Aureococcus anophagefferens
Lineage: Eukaryota; Pelagophyceae; Pelagomonadales; Pelagomonadaceae
Exons: 1
Molecular function (GO): ATP binding; formate-tetrahydrofolate ligase activity
Source: RefSeq, a predicted model, not a curated record
CUCUACGACCUCGAGGACCCGGUCAAAACCAAGGUCGCGAAGAUCUGCGAGGGCAUCUACAAGGCCGGCGAGGUGACCUACAGCGACGAGGCCGAGGCGCAGCUCGCGGCCUACGAGCGCCAGGGCCUCGGCGGCCUGCCCGUGUGCAUCGCGAAGACGCAGUACUCGCUGUCGACGGACGCGAAGCUCAAGGGCGUGCCCGAGGGCCACACGGUCAACGUCCGCGAGGUCCGCGCGGCCGCGGGCGCGGGCUUCCUCUACAUGCUCUGCGGCGACAUCAUGACCGUGCCGGGUCUGCCCACGCGGCCGGGCUUCGUCGACAUCGACUACGACCACGAGAAGGACCGCGUCCUCGGGCUGUUUUAG